UAGUAAAUGCUUUUCCACAGCUGCUCCAUCUCUCUCUCUCCUCUCACCAGCUCAAAAAUGAAAAGGAAAAUUGAAAAAUUAGCUGAGGAGAAAUAUUGCCGAGCAUGCUUUCAGCCCUUGAGUUAUUGAUUUGUUUGUGGGGUUUCAAUUCAAUAUUUGUUAGCUUUGCUGCUUGAAAAGAUCGAUUUCGAGAAUCUGAAAUAGGUUUGUAGCCUUAAAUCGGGUUGGUAUUGCAAUGAUGGAAGAGAUAUCUCCUGCAGCAGUCGCGGUUACAUUUGGUUUAGGCAAUCCUGUGUGCGAGAAUCCCGCGAUUUCAAGCCAUAUGGAGAUUGCUCGACUCAAAUUAGUGACGGAGACAGCAACCUUGCUGUCUGAUCCAGCGUUCAGCUGGGAUGCUGGUUUUAAUCGUGUGAAAACUGAGGUGGAUGGCAUGUUAGACACGACAACGGUUAACGAGAGCAGCCAGGCGGAAGGUAGUAAUGUUCACGAUAGUGAGGAAGACGAAAUUAUCUUGUUUGGAGGGGACACUAGCUUUAUAGGUGGUGUAGAGUUGCUACCCCUACAUCAUGGCUCGAAUAUAUCUGUGCCGCUUGUUUCUGCUUCAGAGACAAGUGUGCCAAUCGCUGUUGAGAUUGAGGGCGUGGAGAAUGGCCAGCUGGUUGCCAAGGUGAUUAGUGUGGAGGAGAAAGGCAUGCCAACGGGUGAAUAUUCGAGUGGACCUGCAAUUAAAGAAUCCCUUGUUUCUGUUAAACUGCCCUGCCAGAAAAACCCGGGCAAAGGCAGUGUUAAGAGUGUUUUUGAGCUGGACUGUGUGCCACUCUGGGGGUCAGUGUCAAUAUGUGGACGUAGGCCCGAGAUGGAAGAUGCUCUUAUGGUCGCACCGCAUUUCAUGAAAAUCCCGGUGAAGUUAUUUAUUGGUGACCAUGGAAACGAUGGAAUAAGUCAGACUCUGAAUCAACUGACGUCUCAUUUUUUCGCAGUUUAUGAUGGCCAUGGUGGAUCUCAGGUUGCAAAUUACUGUCGUGAUCGUAUUCACUGGGCUUUGGUGGAGGAAUUGAACGAGUGUAAAGUGGUAGAAGGGAGCACCAAGGACACUAGGCAGGUCCAGUGGGAGAGGAUUUUCACAGAUUGCUUUCUAAAAGUCGACGAUGAAGUUGGGGGCAAGCCGGUACAGGGCAGCCCUCAAGUGGAUAUUGAAGAGGAUUGCAUUGUCGAACCGCUUGCCCCAGAGACCGUCGGAUCAACUGCUGUCGUUGCAGUUUUGUCAUCAUCCCAUAUUAUAGUUGCGAAUUGUGGAGAUUCAAGGGCUGUACUCUAUCGUGGUAAAGAAGCAAUCCCGUUAUCAGUUGAUCACAAACCAAGUCGAGAGGAUGAAUAUGCUAGAAUUGAGGCAUCAGGAGGCAAGGUCAUAUCGUGGAAUGGCCAUCGUGUUUUUGGUGUUCUUGCCAUGUCAAGGUCUAUAGGUGAUAGAUACUUAAAGCCAUGGAUCAUACCCGAGCCAGAGGUAAUGUUCGUCCCUCGGAACAGAGAGGACGACUGUCUCAUCCUGGCCAGUGAUGGGCUGUGGGAUGUGAUGACAAACGAGGAAGUGUGUGAAGUGGCGAGGAAACGCAUUCUGAUCUGGCACAAGAAGAACGGGACGGACCCGUUGGCAGAUCGAGGACAAGGUAUCGACCCGGCGGCCCAAUCGGCAGCGGAGUACCUCUGCCAGAUGGCCCUGCAGGCAGGGAGCAAAGAUAACAUAUCUGUAAUUGUGAUAGACUUGAAGUCUAAGAGGAAGAUCAAAACCAAACCUUGAUUGAUUCUCCAUUUCCACUGUAGCUUUUACAUUAAUAUUUUCUCAUUUUUACAUAAUCAGUCCAUAUGGUUUUUGUCUUCAUGGACUUGAAAAGUGUGCAUGAGGAUGUUUCUUAGUAAUGUAAUAUAGAAAAAGAGAGGAUUACUUAAUUUAGGAACCUUUUGUGUUU
Molecule: messenger RNA, 1967 nt
Organism: Salvia hispanica
Lineage: Eukaryota; Viridiplantae; Streptophyta; Magnoliopsida; Lamiales; Lamiaceae
Product: protein phosphatase 2C 16-like
Biological process (GO): protein dephosphorylation
Molecular function (GO): protein serine/threonine phosphatase activity; cation binding
Source: RefSeq, a predicted model, not a curated record